Messenger RNA from Esox lucius (northern pike), 1429 nucleotides. RefSeq names its product complement C1q-like protein 2. The record is from RefSeq and is a predicted model, not a curated record. Bases 667 to 1200 code for a protein of 177 amino acids. NCBI's taxonomy places the organism in Eukaryota, Metazoa, Chordata, Actinopteri, Esociformes, Esocidae. The transcript is spliced from 4 exons. Gene Ontology annotation, molecular function: protein binding.
AUUCUUCAUACUGACCAUUUAUUUUUCUGGAAAUGUAAGAAGAGUUGAAUAUCUUCUCUUGUAUAUGUAUUAGAAAGUAUCCAGCAAGUAUCUAAACUCUGGUUAAUUCCCAAACCACCUUUCAAUUAUUUAUAAACCCAUUACAAAUGUUUAUUAUUAUACCGUGGUACCUUAUAUACACUAGCUUUGUUGUUGGAUUCCCAGAUUACAGACCAUGAACUCUGAAUAAUCCCAGUACAGUCAAGGAUUUUUGGUAACCUUUGAUAUGGGAAAAAAUAACAUGACACAUUUUCUAAGAGAACAAUGUUAUCUCACAGGAAUAUAUCAUAAUGAUAUAAAUGAUCUUUUUUUCUAGAUUGUUUGCUUAAAUGUUAUGGCUAAUGUUUAAUCCUACACUGAUAUAAGAACAUACUAUUUUUGAACUCCAACACAGUUUACAGUAAAGUAGAAGCUGAAUAUAUCAUCCUGUAAAAGUUUAGGUUUGUAGAAUGAGGGUAGUGGUUCUGACCCUGUUGAUGCUGUUCCUGUCCGGGACUCUCAGUGAAGAUGGUGGGGAAGACAACCGCUGUCAGACAGACAUGUGUAACAUUCUUAAGAGUUUGAAAGCCAUAGAAGCCAGACUGAAUGCUACAGAGAACCAGAUGGAAGUAAUGAGAAACAUACAAGAUGCUGUUGCUGUACUACAGAGAACUGAUGAAGGAAAGAAAGCUUCAAGUCUUUUCAUUCUGGGCCAAUGUCACACAGUUGAAAUUAGAGCAAGAACAACACAUGCUGGAUGUACUGAAGCAACAGAAUGAAGACAAACCGAAGAUUGCUCUAGCAGGGAAUUGUCAUAUAUCGGCCCCUGAGAAGGAGACCAUCUUACCAUUCAGCAAUGUCUAUACCAAUGUUGGCAAUGCCUACAACUCUGAAUCAGGUGUCUUCAGCGCACCAGUGAGAGGAGUCUACUACUUCAGCUUCUUGUCAUUUGCGUACAAUGGGCACAACGCCUGCAUAAGUCUGUUCAAGAAUAGUGAGCGGAUGUUGUCUGCAUGUGAUCAUCAUUCAGCAGCCGACAGCUCUGACAGCGCAGGCAACGGAAGGACACUGCAUUUAGAACAAGGGGAUCAAGUGUACAUCACCCUGCAUGCACGUUCCCACAUAUUUGCGGACAACCAAAACCGGAGCACAUUUAGAGGGUUCCUGCUUUUUAGGACAUGAGGAUAUAUCCCAUAAAAACACAGCUUGUGUCUCUAAUGGCACACUGCUUAAUGUAGUACACUACAAUUGACCCACCUGGGACGGAUUUUGUCUGAACAGUGAUUUUCUUGAAAACUACAGUUGGUGAGUUCUGAAGAGAGGAAAAGGUUUUGGACACCUGAGGAAUGUUCUCUAAUGUCAUACAUAAAUAUGGUCAUAUCAAUUGUGUAUAAUAAAACAUGUGAAUUUA